UGUAAACAAAAGAAAGAAAGUGAGAAACAAAAGAAAGAAAAGAAAGAAAAGGGGAAAGAGAAAAAGAGAAAAGGGGAAAGAAAAAAGAAAAAGGAGAGAGAAAAAUAGAAAGGAAGAAUGAAAAAAGAAAAAAGGAGAUGAAAAAAAAACAAAGAAAAAAAAAGUUGAGGAAAAUUAAACCAAGAAAAACGAGAAAGGAAGGAAAAAUUGAAAGAAAAACAAUAAAGGAAAAUUAAAACAAGAAAAAACAAGAAAGGAGGGAAAAAACUGGCAGAACACUAAGGUGACAGGCAGUCCUCAUUAUACGAGACACUUCAGUUCCUCUACAGCCGCGAAGCAGGGCGCUCUACCCUCCCGCAGUAGUCUUGCAUCCACACACUCCAAAGCAGCUUGAGUCAGGAAAGGAACAUAAAUUUUGAUGAAAGAGAAAAGUUCAACCGCAAUGAAAAUAUUCUUGUGUGUUUAAUAAUUGCCGUGGGAAAGGAAAGAAAGGAGCAUUUGUGAAUUGAAAUGUUGCCAAGAAGAAUGAACUGGAAAUUGUUUAGUGGAUGGGGAUGGGCGGUGGCUGGGCGGUGCUUGGCUAGUGGCGUGGUGGUGGUGGUGGUCCUCGCCAUACACCGCCACCACGCCCCCACCAAAGCCUUCAGGAUCAAGUAUAGACCUUUACGCCCCACCACUCGUCAGCCCUUCCUGCCAGACCUCCCGAGCCAGACAAGACCAGGCCAGCCGGCUGACAUUCCCCAACGAUUCCUGCUGGAGGAGGACACAGCUUGUCAUAGGAUGGGGGAGGACGUGGAGGUGGUGGCGUACGUUCACUCAGCCAUCACAAGAGUGGAACAGAGGCAGGAGACGAGGCGAACCUGGGCCAACUCUACCGCCCUCAAAAUGGUGGUGGUGUUCAUGGUAGGCCGCCCCAGGAACAGAAUGGAGCAGGUCUUGAUUCAGAAAGAGAGCUCCUUCCAUCACGAUAUAGUGCAAGGUGACUAUGCUGACCACUACCACCUUCUGAGUUACAAGGCACUGUCCUCCCUGCGCUGGAUCACCAAGAACUGCGCCCACGUGCCCUGGACUCUACAUGCUGACGAUGACGUCCUUGUAGACACCUUCUUCCUGCGGCAGUUCAUCCAGGGACAGGAGAGGAGCCAGGAUAGAGACAAGUUGCACUGUAAGGAACUUGUGGGAGAGAAAGUACAUAGGAAGGGGAAAUGGGGAGUAUUGCCUAGUGAACUGGCAGCCACGCACUACCCUCCAUAUUGCCAAGGGUUCCUCUGGUUACUCCCUACUGCACAGGUGCCGAAACUCCUGCAAGCCUCAGCCUACGUUAACUUCCUGUGGGUGGACGAUGCUUAUAUCACAGGGUUUCUGGCCAUCAAAGCUAACAUAUCCAUUCAUGACAUCAAGGACCUCAUGGCCACCACCAUUCUCGCCUCAGUAGACGUAGGCACUAAACUAGCUUGGGUGCAUCUCCUGUUCAAGAGGCGAUCGGUGGAGUGGCAGCGUAUAUUGAAUCAUUAUCGCGUCCCCGGGUCACCGCAGCCACAGUUCGGACGUGGGCAGUUACCGCGUGUAAAUGAUUCGCUUGUAUUGUAAUUGUCGAGGUGCUGGUUGGUAACGUGUGCGUGGAAUGUUACGUUAAUCUUUCGAAAGCAGCGUUGUAUUGCGUUGUUUUGUUCCAUUCUACCUGUAAUUUGUCUUUCGUAAGUGGGUAGAAAGUUUCCUAGGAAAUUUAUAAAAGCUGAAAGAAAAUAAUCUAACCUCUCAGUCAAGUCUUCCCUAAGUGGUUUGAAAGUUUCCUGCGAAGUGUGAAAGUGGAAAAGCAAUCUGAACUACCCAACAACUCUUUCGUAAGUGGUUUCAGACAUUCCCUGCAAACUAUAAGAAAAAAAAAUUAAGGAAUUAAUUAAUUUCCAUGAACUACUAUCAAAUAAUAAUAAACCUAAUAUGAAAUUUCUUUUGCAAACGAGACCGAGAGAUCAGACGAAAAAAAAAAGAAAAAGAAAAAUGCAGUCUUGCCAGUCAUUCCCAACAGAUCACUCACACCUCUGCCACUUCACCGUGUUAACUUAAAGACAAGAAUUAUCAACUGUGCUACAUCAAUUAAGAAGGAGGGUUUAUCUGCAUACAUUCAAGCAAUUCAGUCUUAAGUGUUGUCAAUUACAAGCUCAAAAAUAUUAUCACCACUCUGAUAGUAUUGUUCCUUUUUCACGUCUCGUACUUGUAAUAAAAAUUCAG
Molecule: messenger RNA, 2232 nt
Organism: Scylla paramamosain (green mud crab)
Lineage: Eukaryota; Metazoa; Arthropoda; Malacostraca; Decapoda; Portunidae
Product: beta-1,3-galactosyltransferase 1-like
Exons: 5
Coding region: 511-1590 (359 amino acids)
Cellular component (GO): Golgi membrane
Molecular function (GO): hexosyltransferase activity
Source: RefSeq, a predicted model, not a curated record